Messenger RNA from Saccharomyces eubayanus, 852 nucleotides. It is a transcript of the gene PIN2, whose product is annotated as Pin2p. NCBI's taxonomy places the organism in Eukaryota, Fungi, Ascomycota, Saccharomycetes, Saccharomycetales, Saccharomycetaceae. Gene Ontology annotation, cellular component: plasma membrane; cellular bud neck. The coding region runs from base 1 to 852 and encodes 283 amino acids. The record is from RefSeq and is a predicted model, not a curated record. The transcript has a single exon.
AUGAGUAUUUGCAAGUUGAAAAAUGCUGUUUCUCUUUUUCCGAGAUCAUCUUUUACAGAUGGUGUAGUAAGCACAAGUAAAAGUUUCCGUAGUUGGGACACCUGCAUGGACAACAAAGCAUGUAAAAUUAUUGCAAUUGUGGGUAUCGUAUUGGCUAGCAUACUAGUAAUUUGGCUAAUCGGAGGACUACUGACAUGUUUCAGACAGGGGGUAACAGGUAUUGGCCAGUUCGUUUGUUGGUGCUGUCAUUGUUCUGGUAACCAAAAUAGGAAUAACGGAAUGCCCGUAAAUGAGGGCUUUAAUAGAGUCAAUAUGGGUGCGGUACCUCCUUCUACAGUUAUCUACCAACCCAUUCAACAACCUGAAAACGCAUAUUAUAGAAACGAUGCGAAACCCGACACAUUUUAUGAUGAAGUUAAAACACCAAGUAAUGAAGUUUAUGAAUUAGAAGAGGAUUUCGAUUUAGAGAAGCAAAGAGAAAAGACCAGAAGGAAACAAAGGAGACAGAGAAACAAAGAAGGACAAAGCCCUAGUAGAGUGGCGCCUCUAGUUUACGAUGAAGAUCCUACUGAAAAUGAUAUUCCUCAGCCUCAAUACGAUGCAAGAGGCUCAUUCAUUCAAAACGCAAACAAUACCAAUACCAAUAGCAAUAGCAACACUAACCUCACCGGUCAACCCCCAAUAUUUGAUAUCAGCGAUUACGGUGAAAACUAUUACUAUAAUAACAAUAACGCUCAGGGCAACAGCAACAAUGCACACAUCCCAGAUCACAGGAGUCCGUACCCGACUGAAAGUCACCAACCAUACCAAGGCUACAAUCCAAACCAAAACCAGAAUGGAAGAUAUUACUGA